Messenger RNA from Glarea lozoyensis ATCC 20868, 360 nucleotides. RefSeq lists its product as uncharacterized. NCBI's taxonomy places the organism in Eukaryota, Fungi, Ascomycota, Leotiomycetes, Helotiales, Helotiaceae. The coding region runs from base 1 to 360 and encodes 119 amino acids. The record is from RefSeq and is a predicted model, not a curated record. The transcript has a single exon.
AUGACCAUUCAAACGGCUGCCCAGCUUCAAACUUGGUCUAACGCUGAGAUUACGGCAGAUAAGAUGCAAGACUUUGAGCAGCAUGUUACACAAAUGCUAGGCCCCAGACUCAUCAAUCACUCAGCUAGAUCGCUCCAGUCAAGUACAGCACAAGCAAUCUUCGAAGCUGGCUCUUCAAGUUCAGCCCAGCCAAUUUUCGAAGCUGACUCUUCAAGCCCAGCGCAGCCAGUUUCCCAAGUUGACUCUUCAAGUCCAGCUCAGCCAGUUUCGCAAGUUGUGUCUUCUGGACCGCCUCCUGGUGUGAUUAAUAUCACGCUCACAAUCUUACCCGGCUGUUCCAUCACCAUAUAUCAGGGUUGA